UCUGAUUUUAUGGAGUGGUAUAUAAAUUUUUACACCAAGUAUAAAAUGUUUUCAUGGGACUCACAAUCUAUAUAAAUGUAUAUCUCUAUAUAAAUUUCGUGAAACCAUCCAUAAAUACCCCAUAACCACAACUCAAGAAACCAUUCUUUACUCCCUGACUCUCUCCACCCCCCUAACAGGAACAUAAAGAAUUAUAUAUAUAUAUAAACACAAGAAGAUAUUGCAAACACAACCCAAAGAAUCUCGAGAUUGUUUUUCCCAAUCAAAACAAAAACCGGUUUCGUUUCAGAGAGAUUCAAAGAAAAUGGCGAUUAAAACCUUGACGGCGACCAUGCUAACACAAACGACUAUGAUAAAGCAAAUUUUGAAGAGGUGCUCAAGUUUGGGGAAGAAACAGAGUAGUGAAUUUAACGACAAACAUGAUGGACAAUCACUUCCUCUAGAUGUGCCCAAAGGUCACUUCGUUGUCUACGUAGGGGAGAAUCGGGUCAGGUACGUUUUACACAUUUCAUUUUUGACCCGACCCGAGUUUAAGCUUCUUCUACAACAAGCUGAGGAAGAGUUUGGCUUCGAUCACGACAUGGGCCUCACUAUUCCUUGUGAGGAAGUAGCUUUCAAAUCCAUUGUCACCUCCAUGCUGAUCUGAUCAAUAUAUGUUUAGCUCUGCUGGUUCUAGAACUUUUUAAUUAGAGGAAUAAGCUUCGUUUAGCUUUUAAUUUUUAAUAAUAUGAGAUAAAAUCGGGUUAGUGUUUCCAUUUGAACGAGACUAACUCUAGAGAUACCUCUAAUUAAGAGUGAUCAAUAAAACCAUCUUGGUUAUUAUCUUGGAUUUUGUAGGGAGUAGUUAAGCAAAUAGUGUGAUAAAUAUUCUCUCCUCAUGGUGGUGUGACUAUUAUAUUAAAAUAUCAGUGAAUGCAUUUUGUUUUUCUUCUAAUACUUUGUGUUUUCUAUUUUCUACCAGGGAAUGUGUUUGUGUAUAUAUAUAUAUUCUUCUUCUUUGGUUUUAACGCUAUAUACAUCUACUAUUGCAUAACACUUCCCAUUUAAAGAAUUUACUAAUAUAGUCUAUAUAUAUAUAUAUGUGUUAUUAAACAAACAUAAUGGUACAAUUGAGGAUAUAUAUAAACUUAUUUCAUUCACACGAGUGGAAGAUUAUUGAAUAUAGUAUGAAAUGAAUUUGGUACUUGUUCUACUUUCUAAAUUGUUUAUUUUUUAAUGAAAACAAUAUAGAACGUUAUUGUGCGAGCUCGUCCAGGAAAGUAAUCACGAGGACUUCUUCUUUGGGAAUAAGCAGUUUUUAAGCCGUUUAAAUCUGUCGAAACUAGCUAUAUUAAUUUGAGACCCUAUUAAUUUUGAAAAGUAUUGAAAUGUGCAUACAGAGGACCAGAACCUUCUCAAGAUAACACAACAUGUAAAUAUUGAAAGUGCCAGUAGCCCGGUAGUAAAAUACUUUGUCGUUUGACCAACCACAUGGGUUCAAAUUUAGGGGUCUACAUAUUUUUUUAGUGUUUUUUUCAAAAUUAGUCAAAAAAAAAAAAUAACACACGCAUGCAGAAGCAGGCCAUAUAAUAAUAUUAUUCAGCAAAUCUCAUGCGCUUCAUUGACCUUAUUCGCUACGAAGAAUUGUAUUUAAUUAGUUGGUUAGAAGAUUCUUCACUGCCAUUCAAAUACUCUUUUGGGCAUUGGUGGUAAUCACGAAGACUUGGAUAAAGUUCUAAGCGGUUCCAUGAUUUGCUCCAAAUUUUGCGAGUCAGAGAGAAUAAUCAAAGCACUAGUGCAGUUAGUAUAUACCGAUUAUCGAUUAUAAAACUUAGUCACCUGAC
Brassica napus (rape) is the source of this 1823-nucleotide messenger RNA. RefSeq names its product auxin-responsive protein SAUR50-like. Bases 305 to 646 code for a protein of 113 amino acids. The record is from RefSeq and is a predicted model, not a curated record. NCBI's taxonomy places the organism in Eukaryota, Viridiplantae, Streptophyta, Magnoliopsida, Brassicales, Brassicaceae. Gene Ontology annotation, biological process: response to auxin. The transcript has a single exon.